AUGGGUGCAAGUAGGAACAACUUCCGGGGAACUUGGUGUCCAUAGAAGGAAAGCAUCGUCUGUUCUAUGACUUUAAUCUGUUGAUUAUUUUUGCUAGCUACUGUCAGUUUACAUUCGAUCAUGGCAGGAAAACUGAAGAAGGUUGUUGAUGAGUGCCGAGAUUCAAAUAAUCCUGAGCUUGAUCUUGGCGAUCGGGGCAUAGUCAACAUGGUAGAGGUACCAGGACUGAUGGAUUUGAAACACCUGACUCGACUGACACUGUGUCAUAACAAAAUAGCAAGUCUUCCUGCCAGUGUGGCGAAUUUUCUCAAUCUGGAAAUCCUCAACCUUUUUAACAAUGUUCUUGAGGAGUUGCCCACUACACUCAGCUCUAUGCCUAAACUGAGAAUUUUAAAUGUUGGAAUGAACCGUCUAAACAGUUUGCCACGUGGAUUUGGUGCCUGCCCACAACUUGAAGUUUUGGACUGCACCUAUAAUAACCUCAGUGAACAUAGUUUGCCAGCAAAUUUCUUCUGUUUAGACACUCUUAGAGCCCUUUACAUGGGAGAUAAUGAUUUUGAAUACAUCCCUCCUGAAAUAGGACGUUUGAAAAAUCUGCAGAUUCUGUGUUUCCGUGAAAAUGACCUUGUGGCUCUUCCUAAGGAUGUAGGAGAACUGGUUCGACUAAGAGAGCUGCACAUUCAGGGCAACAGACUGACUGUUCUCCCUCCUGAGCUGGGCAAUCUGGACCUUGUCGGUACAAAGCAGGUUUUCAAAGCAGACAAUAAUCCCUGGGUAGCUCCAAUUGCUGAUCAGUUCCAAGUGGGCAUCUCCCAUGUCUUUGACUAUAUCCGCUCUGACACAUACAAAUUUCUGUAUGGGCGUCAUAUUACUGCAAAUGCAGCACUCCCACCAAAGACAAAUGACAAGUCAAGGAAGAUUAGCCGAAUCUGUAAAUAAAUUUCAGGACAACUGGUUUGAUGUUUCAAAGUUAUGUGCCCUUAUUCACUCAACAAGAACCAUUAUGGUGCCAUUCAUUGACAAGAGCUAGUCUAUAGGCUUGACCUAAUGAUGUAGAAUUUCAAACCACACUUGAUAUGUAUAUGUGCUUUUGAAGCACACUUUGCCGUAUUUCAUCAUACGUUGGUGCUAAUGCUCAUUCUUUGAGUGGUGCUUCUGUCCAUUUUGUAUUAAUGCUUUAUAGAUUUUUUUUCCACAUGACAACUCUUUAUUGACGAGGGUAACACACACACACAAAAAAAGAAACAAAGGUUUUGUUCAUUUACGUAUAGUCCUAGAUCAAAGAGGAAAAUAAUAUCAGAUUAUUAGAAAAAAACAAAGCUUUCAAUAAAAAAAAUACUGCUUUGUAGAUCGUGUAAUAAUUUUGCAGGUACAAAUGAUAAUGCAUGCAGAGACUCAUGCAUGGUUUUUUAAAACAAAGUUUCAGCAUGUCUGCUGAGAAAAUGCCUCAUUUCUUCAUAGAGCCAGAUUAUCGUUGGUGGAUUUCAUACCAUAAAGAAAUCAUCUGCAAACUACAGUGUAGUAGAUGCAAUGAUUUUAUGAAAAGGGAGGGUAUAGUACUGUAGUCAAUAAAUAUUAUCCACUUACACCCACUUUUGCAGAAUAUAAAAAGAGAAAUAUGGUCUGUACUGUUAGGCUUGAAUAAGCACAAAGGGAAUUUAGAUGCUAACAUUUGAUAGUAUGGCAUAAAAAUGUGGUUAUGGAUGUAGGAUAUCACAAAGCACCAGGACUAUUCAGUAGUUUCUCAUACAAUUAGCUAAAGUAUUAAAAGAACAGUGGGGAUAGUAAUAGGGGAUAGUAAGAGGGUUGAUAUGUGUAUAGAUACAUUCGUGCACUGUUACAUUUACAUACACACAUGGAAAGAGAAACAUACAGCCAUAACCAUACUUUUAAGAUUGUGAUGAUGUCAUCGUUGUUAUAGGAUUUUUUUUUGAUAGUACUAGAUGCUAGACAUGUAACUAGAUGUAACAGCUCUUGGGUUUCAGAUCAAGGAACAUGCUUAUUUAACUUUGACUUCUUCUGUGACUCUAAUUUCAUUAGACUUCUCUACAUGUGAUUUGUCUGUUGACAUAUAUAGAAUUGGAAUAUAGUUCUCUAGAUCUGACCUUUUAAUUCUCAGAAUAUUGUUUGCAUUUAUCCCGCAUAAAUUUGUAAUGUAAUAGACUUCUUAGUAUGGUCUUUUUAUAUAUGAGCUGAAUGUAAAUAGUAUUUAUAUCUAGUGCAAUAUCUCAACAUAUGAUAAAGUGUUUGUGAUAGAGUUGCAUCAAAGUGAAAGAGAGUGCUACAACUAUGGUGUACAUCUAAAGACAUUUUCUAAAGUAAAUCUUUAAAGGUGGUCUUUUAAAGCAGUUAGAUUUAAAAUUUUUUUUAUCACAUGGACUAUUUUGUCUUUGCAUCAAUGACAGUCACCACGCAGAUGAAAUGUCCUAAUGCUGUUAUUUUCAAGCAUUUGGAAAAGACAUUUGACUUUGAUUUCAAAAUUAAGUAUUACAUGACCAAGUUCAGCAUUUGCAGGACUUAUUCUGUUUCAUAAGUUUGCUAUUGCUUUUAAAUUCUGUCACUGACCAAUUAAUAUUUUGAAGGCCUGCAAGUAAAUAUGUUACCUCAUCUUUGAUGAAGUAAAGUUUCUACCAUCUACUAUUACAGUAUAGUGCAGUAUAUGAAGAUGUUGGAAUAGAGUUGAGCUCUAGUACACUUGUUGAUGGUUAUUUAUCACAAUUCUGGAGCUGUGGAUGAUCCUGACCGCAGGCAGUAGCUUUUGCAUGCUUGGAACAGCCUGCUAGUCACUGACCAUUUAUCAUGAUGCGGCGAGUUGAUCAUAAACAACCAGAGCCCUGUGCUUCUCUAACAGAAUAUUACAAAAAAAUAUGCAGAUGCAUUUCUUUUUGUCAAGAGGAGGACAUGAUAUAAGCACUUGCUGAUACUGUUCAUGCUACUGUUUGAAAUACUUUAUGAGUCAACAGACUUCUAUGCCUGAAUAUACAACUGUUAAUCUAUAGUGUAUUACUUUUUUAUGUUAACCAAACAAAAUGGUAUGAAAAUAUUUAUGUGUAUAAUUAUAACAUAGUAUCUUAAUAAACUUCUUGUACUAUAAUUU
This is a messenger RNA of Pomacea canaliculata, 3097 nucleotides long. Its product is annotated as ras suppressor protein 1-like. The transcript is spliced from 9 exons. Bases 121 to 939 code for a protein of 272 amino acids. Gene Ontology annotation, molecular function: protein binding. The record is from RefSeq and is a predicted model, not a curated record. NCBI's taxonomy places the organism in Eukaryota, Metazoa, Mollusca, Gastropoda, Architaenioglossa, Ampullariidae.